Messenger RNA from Darwinula stevensoni, 306 nucleotides. NCBI's taxonomy places the organism in Eukaryota, Metazoa, Arthropoda, Ostracoda, Podocopida, Darwinulidae. The record is from the annotation of a GenBank genome assembly.
CGCAGUGUGUGUCCACCAGCCGGCCCAUCAGUGAGGAGUACAUCUCGGGGUCAAGCUGUAAAUCAGACAUCUGCCAUUGCCUCUGCAUCCAGCCCAAGAACUAGUCAGGUUGAAGCAGAACCCACCAUCAAAGAGGAAGUCGUGGACUUGGAAGAGGAUUCUGCACAGGGUGGGGACUUUGAGCAGUCGGCGGAGCAGGAGGAGUGGGACGAGGAGGCGCAGGCCUCCUAUUACUCCGAGGGCGAAGGGGCGACUAGGAGCAGCCAGGACUUGCCUCAGAACAUCCCGCCUGAAAUUGAUCCAUCA